This is a messenger RNA of Manis javanica (Malayan pangolin), 1537 nucleotides long. It is a transcript of the gene SBK2, whose product is annotated as SH3 domain binding kinase family member 2. Gene Ontology annotation, molecular function: ATP binding; protein serine/threonine kinase activity. Gene Ontology annotation, biological process: protein phosphorylation. Lineage: Eukaryota; Metazoa; Chordata; Mammalia; Pholidota; Manidae. The record is from RefSeq and is a predicted model, not a curated record.
CCUCUGUUGGCAUGGGCUGUAAGUGCCGGACACUGUCCACAGCGGGCAGCGGAAGGGUCAGGCGAGCCUUGGAGAAGAGAUGCCCGGCAAGCGAUCAGAGGAGGAGCAGGCGGAGGUGGGGGCAGCAGAGGCUGGAGCUGACGCGGGCCUGGGGGGCCUCACGGCAGAGGAGCUGCAGCAGGGCCAGGAGGCAGCCCUGGAGCUGGAGGACAUGAUGGCGCUGAGCGCGCAGGCCCUGGUCCAAGCCGAGGUGCAGGAGCUCUACGAGCAAGUGCGGCCCUUGGGCAAGGGCCGCUUCGGACAGGUCCUGCUCGUCACCCACCGUCAGAAAGGUACCCCCCUGGCGCUGAAGCAGCUCCCCAAGGCCUCCACUUCCCUCCGUGGCUUCCUGUAUGAGUUCUGUGUGGGCAUGUCGCUGGGCACGCAUUCAGCCAUCGUGGCGCCGUAUGGUAUCGGCAUCGAAUCGGCUGACUCCUACAGCUUUCUGACGGAGCCUGUCCUUCACGGGGACCUCAUCGCCCUCAUCCAGCCCAAGGUGGGCCUCCCGCAGCCGGCAGCCCAGCGCUGCGCAGCCCAGCUGGCCUCGGCCCUGGAGCACAUUCACUCCCACGGCCUGGUGUACCGGGACCUCAAGCCAGAGAACGUGCUAGUGUGCGACCCGGCCUGCCGGCACAUCAAGCUGACCGACUUCGGCCACACACGGCCCCGAGGGACCCUGCUGCGCCUGGCAGGGCCGCCCAUCCCCUACACGGCCCCCGAGCUCUGCGGUCCCCCACCCCUCCCCCAGGGCCUGCCCAUCCAACCUGCCCUGGAUGCCUGGGCGCUGGGCGUCCUCCUGUUCUGCCUUCUCACUGGCUACUUCCCCUGGGACCAGCCCCUGGCCGAGGCCGACCCGUUCUACGAGGACUUCCUCCUCUGGCAGGCCUCGGGCCAGCCUCAGGACCGUCCCCAGCCCUGGGGUGGCCUGACGCCUGUGGCAGACACUCUCCUGUGGGGGCUGCUGGACCCUCGGCCCCAAAGGAGGAGCCCCGUGGGCUCUGUCCGCCCCUACCUGGGGCGGCCCUGGAGGCAGCGGGAGGGGGACGAGGAGGAGGUGGACUAGCCGGCUGAGGGGGCCUGGCGGGCCUGCUGUGCCGUGCCCGCCUCUGUCUGCGUCCCCUCGUCCUGGGGCUUGGCCAUGCUCCUUCCCUCACCUCCCCCAACCCCAGGCUUGCCCGCCUUGGAGGCCUUCCCUCAGCACCCACGGCCACACUGUGGCCGACCCUCACUCUCCCCUGCCAGCCCUUCCUUGGCGACGCUCACUCCUCGGGGGCCCUGUGCCCUCUGGGUGCCGCCUGGGCCUGGCGCACACACACACACACACACACACACACACACACACACACACACGCUCCUCCUCGUCUCUCUUGCUGGGUCCCCUUCACUCUCUCUGCCCUUUUUCGGCCACGCACGUGCUGGGUCGAUGCUCUCUUGAUAACAUGCUUCCUCUCCUCUCCCCCAGCCUCCCCCUGCAAAUAAAACCCAUGUGAUGCUCUGG